AUGAAUGGGCCGAGGAUUUGGUCUUUGUUAUUGCAUGAGAGCAUCAAGCCAGAACCAGUGGAGCAAACUUCCCAACAUGGGCGUUUUGAGCCAGCUGGCAGUUUGGAAGAUCCACCUGCGAUGCGUGGUUCCAAGGCCUUUCUGCAGUCGGAGAGUCUACCAAAGCCACCUGAGCCAGCUGUGCCAGCUGGGGGACCUCCAAGUAUACCUCGAGCCUCCCUUGCCUUUGUUGGGGAAGGCAAUUUUGUUCUAGAUGCUACGCCUGAAGAUUUGGCGUGGUCUCCACAUACAAUUUCUGUGGUUCUUCCAUGCGCAGAAGAGCGUGAACUGGCGUUCAAAACGGUGAAGUCUGUCUACGAGUCGACUCCUACGGAUGUGUUGCAUGAAAUUGUGGUGGUUGAUGAUGGCAGCAAUCCACCACUUUCUACAACGCAUCUGAACGAAGAGGUGAGGCAGAAAUACAAGGUUGUGAUCAAACGCCACGAGCAGACGGUCGGCCUCAUUGGAGCCAAGCAGACUGGAGGAGAUGCAGCAACUGGUGACAUCAUCGUCUUCUUUGAUUGCCACGUGGGUCCCCAGCCCAAGUGGUACGUCGACUUCCUCACGCUGAUUGGAGAAAAUUACCGCAGAAUGGUGAUUCCUCAAAUCACAGGGCUGGAUAUCGACACCUGGACACAGGUUGGAAGUGGAGGAGGAAUGUCCAAGUGCUACCUGACCUGGGAUGGGGACUUCAAGUGGGGUGGCACUGAUGACAUGUACAUGGGCAUGUUGUCUGGUGGCUUAGCAGGAAUGUCCAGAUACUGGUGGGACGAGAGUGGAGGCUUUGAUUCCAAGAUGUUGGGUUGGGGUGGUGAGAACAUCGAUCAGGGCGUGAGAAUGUGGGUUUGCGGCGGGGAAAUUGUCGCAGCACCUCGUUCGCAAGUUGCACACAUGUGGAGAACUCACUCCGCAAAGACCAGCGCGCAUUACAAGCGCGUCGGAGACACGAUGUUCAAUCGAGCACGAGCCAUCCAUGCCUGGCUCCAAGAGUUUAGUGACAAGCUGUACGAUUAUCCUUCCUUUGCAAAUCGGAAAAAGAACGGUGGUGAAAAUUGGAUUGGCGACAUGAGUACCUUUCACAAUGUUCGGAAGAGACUCAAUGGCUGUCGGCCAUUUGCCUGGUACCUCAAGCGGUUCAAAGCCGUGUACGAAGAUGCUGGUCUCAUCCCUGCCGAGAUCUUCAUGAUUCGCGAGGAACAAAGUGGGAUGUGCUUGCACUUCUUGGGUCCAGCUGGUACAAGCGGAUCUGGAUCUGAGGGAGUUAAGCUGGCACCCUGCGACUCGGACAACCAUCGUUUCUUUUGGCACUUGGGCAACCGCAACCGGCUGAAAUGCUGCAGCGGUCUCCGAGCCUGGAACACCGAUCAAUGUUUGCAGGGCGGCCAGAGUGGUGGCCGUGCCGUGACCAGUAUUUGUGAGCUGUCCGGAGCAAAUACUGCCCAAGGAUGGUCGUUGACCAGAGAUGGCCAACUGCAACGGGGCAGCUCAUGCAUCGGAUCCAAUGGCAACGUGCAACAGCCUGGCUUGAAAGAGGCUCCCUGCAUAUCUUUCCGAAACAAAGGAAGUGCAGCAAGGUUUUCCAAAUGGGGUGCCAAAGUCCCGCUAGAGACCGAGCUCUACCGGAAAGCCCAAAGAGAGCAUCCGGAGGUCUUUGCCCGGCUGAAUGCCGAGAUGGCGUCGCCGCAGGUCAAUCUGCCAGCCAGAUGUAAAGAGAGAGGUAGAAAGUGCUGGAAGCUCUUCUGGUCCGAUGGACAAUGCCUCGACAACGAAGCGCAAUUCGUGGACCCUCAGGGUGAAUGCGGCUUCUUCAUCUACGAAAACGAACAAAUGAAGCAGGCUGACUCGAUGGCUUGCCUGGACACUUGGUCAGAUGAGGAUGUGAACACCUGGGGACUCUAUGAGUGCCAUUCGGGAGACAAUCAAAAGUUUGCAGAGGUUGCUAUGAAAGAAGGCCCCCAGAUGCUGUGCAACCACCCAGUGAAGGCGAAUGUGGCAUUCUCCUUUAAACAGAUCGAGUUUGAUAGGCUGAGCAUGAAGUUGAAAUGCUGUCGUUUCUCUUGGAGGAGGCACACCAAUUUUCAGCAUGAAAUCAGUCUGCUCAGUCUUCAUGAGUUGCUGUUGCCAAAAUUUGGCAGCGGAGCCAUGAGCUCGGAUCCAGGGGUGACCACCUCUUUCCAGGGCAGAGAGCCCAAUCCUCCGUCUUGGGACGGCGCAGAGCCUUCGCUGCAGUUCGCUGUAUACAAGAAGAAUGUGAGACUUUGGGAGUUUGAAUCAGAAGUAGAAGAGAAGAAGCGAGGCGUCAGGCUUUUGAGGAGUUUGACGGGGGUUGCAAGGGCUGCUGCCGAUAGUUUGGAAUUUGAAGAAAUCACCAGCACCAAAGGAGUGGAAAACAUUCUUGGAUGUUUGGAAAAACACUUUGCACCUCACUUAGAGGUUUCGUUGCCCCGUGCCUUUGAGAGGGCGAUCUAUGGAAACCCUAGGUCCCACAAAGAGAGCAUUCAAGAAUACCUGAUCAGGUCAGAGCAGGCGUUCCACCUUUUAGAAAAAGAAGGGGUCAAGCUGCCAGAACAGGCUGUCGGCUAUGUGAUGUUCAGGCAGGCUGCUCUGACAGAAAAUCAGGAGUUGCGCUUUGGUGCAUGGGCUCAGGGCAAGUAUGACAAGGGCACGGUGGUCUCAUGCUUGCGGAAGCUCGACAAAGUGGUGCUGGAAUCAAAGGGCAAGUCUUCAGUGGCAUAUAUGCAGGAAGAUGAUGAUGCAAGCGAUUCGAUGCAGUUCUCAGGGGACUACAUCGAGAACGAGGCCUAUGUCCUUGAUGAGGGUGAGGCGUUGGAAGAGCAAUAUGUGUACCUUGCUGAACAUGAUGAGAGCAGGAUCUAUGAUGAAUCUGAAGUGCAGAUGGUUUUGGCGACCUACCAGGAGGUGAGAAAGGCCAUACAGGGUCGUCAGAAAGGUCGCCAAUACUACAACCCUCAGAAGGGCAAGGGCAAGGGGCGAGGCUCACCUUGGCAAGACUUUGUCAAGGACAAGAAGCGCAUCCACAUAGAACAACUCAAACUUCGAACCCGUUGUGCGAAGUGUGGCAAUGUGGGACACUGGGCGAAGGAAUGCAAGAACUCGGAGGAUUCCCGUGGCAAAGCUUGUCAGUUGCGGGCUCGUGGGCUUCAAGAAGUUUGGAUUGACAAAGUUUGCAAGGCACAUGGAGUUGGAGGUCAGGCAAAGGUUGUUGGCAUGGCAGCACUUCCACUUGGUUUGGCGGGUUGCAGUGGCGUUUUAGAAGUUUCAGUCAUCGAAGGAGAUGUUCCAUUACUUUUGCCUAUCAAACUCCUUCGUGGUCUUCAAGCAGUUGUAGAUUUGAGUUGUGACAGCAUGCACUUGAAAAAGUUGCCUACCAUGUCGCGCGAUCGCCUUGCUCUCUUCCGCCACGCCUUCAAUCGUCCAAGUGCGGACUUUCAGCUGGUGGAGGAGUCCAGAGCUGUGCAACGCAAUCCCAAGAGAGCUCUUGCGCAUUGGCGACAGAUGCUGGACAAGGUGCACAUGCUUCAAUCUUUGAUUGGGCUCGAGGACUCGGUAAAUUCAUGGCUGCCAGCGGCAUCGAUGGGGGUUCAGUCUUCUCCGCCAUCGCAAGAGCAGCUGGCCGCGGCAAUCAUCGGAGCAGAGUCCCUCGCGCCUCAGAAGUCCAAAGUGGAGCCGCCGAAGAAGGUUUCGGAGUGCACCCACCCUGCGGAGAGGCUUUCAACUUCGCAGAACCAGCAUGCGGCAUGGAUCCUGUGUUGGGAUCGCAAUGCCCGUUGGAAGAUUUCCAAAGAAUUUGCAGGGCUGAAGACAAAGAAGGAGAUGGCAGGAAGUGCAGCCAAGGCGCUGAUCGCGCCUUCGACGCCGGCGAGUUCCGCCGAGAUCUUCAAGCAGGAGGCAGAGAUCCAAGCCCAAGAGCGUGCUCAAACCAUGUACAACGAGCAGAUCGAGUCUUUGCAGCAUGUGGCCGCCAUGAACCAGACAGAAGUGCGUCAGUUGCGGAUGGAACUGACGAAUGCGGUGAAGAAUCACCACAUCACCGAGAUCAUGAUGAGCGAGUAUGGGGCCAUGGCGAUGGGUGCUCGAUACAUGGAGAACAAGGGCUAUCACGACAGCGAGAUGCAUGCCUACGCUCUGAGGCGCUGGGAGAAUGUGACAGAGGUGCAGGCGCUGGAUCAAGUGUUGGAGGAGUGUCGGGUGGAAGAGAAUGCAUUCCCUGGAGAAGCCCAGGGCACAUGGAUGAAGUUAGAAGGUGCGUCGAUGGCAGAAAGGGGGGCAGUCAUGGAGGAUACAUGUCCGGAGGAGAGAGAGGUCUCCAUGGCAAAAAGUCUCAAGACCAAGUUGAGAAAGGCUUUGAAGGAUGUGGCUUCAGCAUGUUUCUCUGUGGACGUGAGUGAGAUAUACAGCCCUCCCCGUGUCACGACGGAGGCCAAGCGGCAGCACUUGAAAGCUGGAGGCGCUUACGACCUCAAAACCGGCUACAACCUCAGAAUGACCAAAGACUUGCAACGCAUGUGGAAUGAGCUUCAUGCUGAUGACCCAGAACUCUUGCUGGGGAGUCCUCCUUGUACACCUUUUUCGCCGCUUCAGGAGCUGAACUUUCCGAAGAUGGACUUUGAGAAGGCAGUGACGCUUGUUGGAGAAGGUUUGGAGCAUGUGGUCACAACAUGUGCGGCGGCCAAAUGGCAGUACAAGAGAGGCAAAAUCUUUGUUUUGGAACACCCACUUCGUUCCAAAGCAUGGGAGGAAGAAUGCAUGCUGGAGUUGAUGGGCUUACCAGAAGUUCAUGUCUGCGUGGUGGAUCAGUGUGCAUAUGGGCUUCGAGUAGGUGAGAAGUUGAACAAAAAGCCAACUUGCUUCAUCACAAAUAGUCCUCACAUUGCACAAGAGCUGAAACGCAGAUGUUCAGGAGAUCACGAGCAUGAUCACCUGCUUGGAGGCAAAGCCGCUGCUGCGGCGAUCUACCCACCAGGGCUGUGUAAGGCCAUUGUACGUGGUCUGAAACGACAUCUCCGUCACCAAAGGGGCCCUUGUCGAGGAGUUCCAUGUGAGGCACUAGCAGUUUUGGCGACAGAGGUGCUUCCACCCCAAGAUGCUGACGCCCUUGAGGACGUCUUCCCAGAGGAGAUUCAAGAACCUAGAGAAAGCCAGAAGGAGAAGCCAAGAGCGGCUGUAGAAGUCUCCAGUGAGGACAAAGCAAAAGUCAUGAAAAUGCACGUGAACCUGGGCCAUCCUGCAAGAGACAGCUUUAUCAGAUUUCUGCGAGCGGGCAGGAUUCGUGAGGAGGUGGUGCGUUGGGUCAUCAGAGAGUUUCGUUGCGAGAAAUGCAUUGGAAGAGCACUUCCCAAAGCACCGAGGCCAGCUGUGGUGCCUAAGUGCUACAAGCCUGGAGUUGCGGUGGGGUUGGACUUGUUUUACAUACCAGACUUGAUCAACAAGAGGUCAUACCCCAUUCUCAACAUCCUUGAUCUGGGCACCAACUACCAAAUGAUAGAGCUGUUGGACAACAAAGAGCCAAGCUCAUUGUGGAGGGCCUUUUGGAGAGCGUGGUGCAGAACUUUUGGUAUGCCGCAGUAUAUCUCUGUGGACGAGGGUUUGGAGUUCAGAGGAGACUUCACCCAGUGGUGCGCCGGGUUUGGCACAGUGGUUUUCCGAGCAGCAGGAAGAGCUCCAUGGCAACAAGGUAAAGUGGAAAGACAUGGAGGUUUGAUGAAGGAUAUGAUCGCGAAAGCUCGAGAGUCGGCUGCUCUUGAGUCUCGUGAAGAACUACGUCUUUUGCUGCCAGAGUGCGAGUGUGCCAAAAACAGAUUUAUGAACCGGUCUGGGUACAGUCCGGUGCAGCGGCAGGUGGGCCAAUGGCCUCGUUUGCCUGGAUCGCUGAUGAGUGAUGAAGCUCUAGACCCUGCACUUCAGAGCCAGAAUACCACAGAUGACUUCGACAGGCUUUUAGCCCUUCGAAAGAUAGCCCAAGAAGCUUUCGUGAAGAUGGCAAGUCAGGAGGCGGCAGCCAAGUCUUUGAGGGCGAGGCCGAGGUUGCAGCGUAUGUUCAAAGCAGGUGAAGUGGUUUAUGUUUUCAGGGCCUUGCGCAAAAAGAAGUUGGUCCAUGGAGAGGCAAAGGCUUCAAGAGGAGCAGGUGGAGGCAGAAAAGCAACAUGGGUCGGUCCAGGCCAUGUACUAGCCAUGGAAGGUUCAGUGGUUUGGGUCAAUAUGUUCGGUGAGCUGUGGAGAGCGUCAGUGGAGCAGACCAGAGAAGCCACUACGAGCGAGCGCAUGGGAGUUGAGAUGGUGGCAGAGGACUUCAGUGAGAUGCAGGAGCGUCUGAAGAGAAGUGCUCAUCGCUCAGGCUAUCGAGACGUCACAGGUGAUCUUCCAGAGGAAGAAGAACCAGAGGUAGAUGACGUUGAAAAAGAAGGCAUUGAGCGAGGCAGACCCAGAGUGCGUUUUGAGGAAGAAGAAUAUGAGCCUGGCACACCUUUGCCAGAAACUCCGGAUGAGGAGCUUCAGUUGAGGAGCCGCAGAAUGUCAGAUGCCACAGUGCCAGAACCAGACUGCGAACAGGUGUCCGCAGUCAACACACCUAGACCUGCAGGAGCUCAACCUGAUUCUCUCACCUUUCCCAAUGCUCAGGACGUACAACAAGAGCUGGAUCAGUUGGAUGAGACUGCUCAAGCUGUGGCACAAGAGGCCAUGACACAAUCAGUCAUGCAAAACAACGUCCUAGAUGGGCUUCCUGAGAACUAUGGUGCAGCGAGAGGAAGUGUGGCCCGACGUUGGGAGCGGAGACAUGAUAGGCCAUAUUUUUCAGAAGUCUUUUUGAUGACAGAGGAUGAGAAGGUUGAACCAGCAGGCCCAGAUCCAACACAGGAUUACUGGGUGUAUGAUGAGCAUCGCCAUGUUCUUCAAAGGCAUCAUGUGCAGUGGAGAAAAGCCCUCUUCAAUCCCUCACAGGUUGAAGAAAGACCAGUUCCUUUGAGGGCUUUGAAACAACAGAGGAUCACCAAACGUAUGACUGCAAAGGGCGUAGAGGAGGUCAAAGAUGUUUGUUCGUUGUUUUCGAAGCGAGAGGAGCGUUUUGAGUGGUGGAAAGGCAUUACAGAGUUUGAGGUAGAUGCCCACUACCUGAAUCAAGGUCCAAAGGCAGCAGGCAAAAAGAGAGGCGAAGGAGAGGUGUUUGCACAUGAAAUCCCGGAAGAAGAGUGGCCAGCAUGGAAAGAACAAGACCUUGAGGAGUUCAACAAGAUCGUCAAAAGCGGCGCUCUCAAGGUGCUCAGUUUGGAGGAGUCAGAGAAGGUACGUCAGGAGUUGAAAGAAACCGGGAAGCUUGACAGAAUUUUGCCAAGUAGGAUGGUCAGAAGAUACAAACCAGGAGAUGCUCCAGGGUUGCCCAGAACGAGAAAGUCAAGGUUUUGCAUCAGAGGAGAUAAAGAUCCAGAUGCCAUUUACCUGUCACGUUUUGCACCCACGGUGACUACAUCCAACUUGCAGAUUCUUUUUCAAGCGGCGGUGAACAAGGGCUUCCGCGGUGUAGUGGGAGAUCUCAAGUCAGCUUUCACUCAAAGCCUUCCACUUUUUCGAGCUGGAGGAAAGCUUUACUGCAAGUCGUGCAAUGGCUCGAUGCCGGGUCUUCAAGAAGGUCAGUUGGCUGAGAUUGUUUUGGGAUGCUACGGAUUGUGUGAUGCGCCGAUGCACUGGCGCAAAACUUUGGUGUCUUUCUUGACCCAGACUCUUGGCUACAAGCAAUCAGCGCUUGAUCCUUGCACUUUCCUACUUCAUGGUCCCAAAGGAGGCUCUAAAGUAUGUCAUGGCGUAGACGCAGAAGAACAUGUUUUGCAUGGUAUGGUGGCUGUGGAGAUCGAUGAUCUUUUGAUGUUUGGCGACAGUGUCCAUGAAGAAAAGAUGAAAGAGCUUCAGCAAAAGUUCACCUUUGGGAAGAUUGAACCACUUGAUGAGCGAGGAGUGAACUUCAAUGGUCGCCGCCUGAGACAAGUUGGCGACACAAUCUUUGUCGACAUGAAGGCCUUUGUGGAAGAGCGAUUGGAGACAGUGGAGCUUGGAAAAGAACGUCAAAAAUGUAAAAGAGAGAAGCUGACUGAUGAUGAAGUUAGCUUAGUGAGAAAGGCGUGUGGUUCAUUGAACUGGGCAGGGCGUGAAGGCCGUCCAGAUGCAGCUGCUGCAGCAUCUAUGUUCUCCUCUACCAUGUUGGAGAUGACCGUGGAGGAUGUAGCUGAAUUGAACCGAGUGAUCCUUCGCAUUAAGGAGACCUCAGAGAUGUCCCUGCAGAUCCAAGAAAUUGAUGAAGCUCGCCUUCGAUGGGGCGUUGUCACAGAUGCCUCGUAUGCCAACGCUCGUGGAGGAAAAACUCAGGGAGGUCAUCUUCUUUUGGCCUUUGACCAGGACAUGCUGAGUGGCAAGUUGGCAAAAUGCAAUCUGCUCCAUUGGAAGAGCGGCAAGUUGCCCAGGACGGUAAACAGCACUUUGGCAGCCGAAACUCAAUCUUUGGCAAGGGGCAUUGGUGAUCUACUUUGGAUGAUCGUCAUGUAUGCAGAGGUGGUCGAUCCGAGCUUUGAUCUUCGCAAUUGGCGGAGGCAUGUCAACAAGCUGGGCUAUACAGCCUUCACCAAAAAUGAAGAUGGAGAUGAGAUGGCCGGAGCGGUAGCAGUGGUGGAUGCGAAAUCUCUGUUUGACGUUUUGGCCAACGAGACGAAUGGUGGAAGUGACCGACGCACGGCACUUGACGUGCAAAUGCUGAGAGAAGAAUUAGCAGAGCUUCACGGAAAAAUUCGAUGGAUAGACCAUAUGCACAUGCCAGCCGACUGUUUGACGAAGAAACGCGGUAGAGUAGAUCAACUGGUGUCCAUGUUGCAAACCGGAUUGUUUGGAAUCACUGCUGAAGCUGUUACUUUGGGUUGUCGUUUGAAUGACAGAGAGCAACAUGGAUAUAACCGGCGAUAG
Molecule: messenger RNA, 9003 nt
Organism: Cladocopium goreaui
Lineage: Eukaryota; Dinophyceae; Suessiales; Symbiodiniaceae
Source: the annotation of a GenBank genome assembly